Molecule: messenger RNA, 1170 nt
Organism: Peronospora farinosa
Lineage: Eukaryota; Oomycota; Peronosporomycetes; Peronosporales; Peronosporaceae
Source: the annotation of a GenBank genome assembly
AUGUGGCGCAACUUGGCGUAUGGGUCCCAGCAGGUGGCGGAUGCAGUGCCCACUGUGGUUCCGACCAAGUUAGUGAAGCAGACGGUGGUUUCUCAAGUGGACGCAUCUCUCGUGCCCAAGAAUGACGGUGCAAAAGUCUACAAGAUUUUGGAAUAUUUACGCAAAGUUCCCAUGCACAAGGCUGUGUCAGGGUCCGAUAUCUUCAGACACACGGGCGUCGACCUCACAAUGGAUGACCAGGUGGAGCAACGUCUUAAGAAUAAUCCUAAAGUUUGGGUCCAAGGAGAUCAAUACGCGUAUCGGGCGAAAUAUGACAUUAAAAAUCGGAUGCAGUUGAUCAAAAUUCUAGACCGAAUUCCCGAGGGGAUGCCGAUUGAGGACUUGAUCGAUUGUUACGUAGGCGUGGAGGAUGACUUGAAAGAGCUGACGCGGACGGGAGAGAUCAUUUGUCUGAAAAAUGCUGACAAGGGUGCAGAAGUGUACUACUCGCGCGGACCUACCUUUCUUGUGGAUCUUUCUGGAGUUUCUACAGUUGAAGCUGGCAGCUACUUGGCCCAUUCUAGUCAAGACAUUACUGAAGAAAUACGGCGUGGUGAUGCAUUUCGUGUUGGAGAUAAUUGGUUUCGCGUGUCAGCAGCGGUCAAGAGCUCAAGCACUACCCGUCCAGCCCCAUUUGCAGGCAUGACCACUAAAAGUGUUUCAUCCACGCGAGAUCCUAAUGUAUCGAAGAAGAUUAAGUACAUGUUCAAGUUUGACAAGGACCACCUUCCUUUAGAUGUCCCCUUUCCAGAUGCGAAGAGGCGGAAUGUAGCUAGCAGCGAUCGCUGGGAUCUUUUACCCAGGCGUGGUCCCAAAUUUCAAAUGGUGAAACAUGGUGCCACAAAUGACAUUCGCCAGUUGUGGCGUGAUACUUUACGAACAUGGCCGUCGGAUCGUGCUGAAUUUGAGAAGAAACUGGUCCAAGCUGGUCUGACAACGCAGGCUAAGGUUGAUGCAAACCGCCGUCAACUGAAGCGCCGCCUGAAGGAAGAUAAGAAGAAGAAUCGUCCUCGCAAGCAGCGUGAUAUCAAGAUUACAAACCAUCACCUCAUUGGCACAAAGCUUGGUGAAAUUUUGGCGAAGGGCAGCCAGGAUCAAUUUACACUUGGUGCUGUUAGGUUCGAGAAGUAA